Drosophila biarmipes is the source of this 3551-nucleotide messenger RNA. Its product is annotated as probable G-protein coupled receptor B0563.6. The coding region runs from base 943 to 2205 and encodes 420 amino acids. The transcript has 9 exons. Gene Ontology annotation, molecular function: G protein-coupled receptor activity. Gene Ontology annotation, cellular component: membrane. NCBI's taxonomy places the organism in Eukaryota, Metazoa, Arthropoda, Insecta, Diptera, Drosophilidae. Gene Ontology annotation, biological process: G protein-coupled receptor signaling pathway. The record is from RefSeq and is a predicted model, not a curated record.
ACGUGUCGCAGCAGCAACAGCAGCUGGAGCAGCAGCAACUGGAGCAGCAGCAGUAGUUCCUCAACUGGCCAACGGACCUCCGACCAGCAGCAACAGAUCAUACUGCCAAUUCUUCUGAUUAUUUUCUGCGUUUUUUGCCUUUUUUUUUUGCUUUUUUUUGGUUCGCUGGAGGCCUUGUGAAAAAGCCAAAGUAAACCAAAGUGCGCAAACAAUUUGAGUGGAGCUGCCGCAAGUGCAGAGUACCGAACUCGUUAGUGGUACAAAAAAGGAAAAACUAAAAAGAUACAGAGUGUCGAGCAGUGAGUGUUCAGUUUCAGUCCGAAGGCAAAAGGAUUAAAAGGCGAAACAACUUUUUGGCGCACAAAAGUAGGCAACGGCAGCACCAACUUUCUGGAUCCUCCUCGUCCGCCGCCAUCCAUCAGCUCGCCCACCGAGACACUGCCAAUUAAGGUUGCCACUGCGGCUGCCGCGCACAGUCACUGCCAAAAAACUAAGACUCCAGCCAGUAGCGAGUAAGUUCCCCAAGAAGCACUGCCACUGCGACUGCGACUGCCAUUGCCACUGCCUCUGCCCCUGCCCCUGCUUCUGCCAGCAGCAGCAACAACAAUAGACCAGCUUUGGCCCCAGCAGCGGCAGCAGCAAGAACAACGCCAGCUGCAACAACAACGUGUUGCUGCCACAAAACGCAGCGGCCGCAACGAGAGCGUCAUCUCUGCCCUUCGCACGCCUCUGCGGGCGCCCCACACUGAAGAUGCAGCCUGCCGGGAUCGCCAGGAUCGCCGGGAUCGCCAGGAUCGCAACCAACUCUGCCCGGGCUUGUCACCGGCAACGAUUCUAUGAGCCCAAUGCCGAAGUACGCUGGCAGCACUCCGAGCACUAAACCGGCUGAGUGGAGCCACUAGCACCCCGGAUCCGAACAGCGGAGGCACCAUCGGAGGAACUAUGAUAACGAGGCUCUACAACACCGAAGAGGAUCCCGCCUACUGCUCGUUCAUCUGGGGAUCCAAUCUCACCAGCAGCGCCGAGGUCCUGGCCGCCAAUGCCACGUCCAUCUUCAGCAGCGACCUGCGGGACGACUUCUAUCGGGAUGUGGAGGAUCCGCGGACGGAAUCGCUGAGGGAGUACUGCUACGGCCUGGUGCUGCCCAUCAUCUGCGCCAUGGGCAUCAUAGGCAACGUGCUCAACCUGAUUGUGCUCACCAGGCGCAACAUGCGUGGCACCGCCUACAUCUACAUGAGGGCCUACUCCACCGCCGCCCUGUUGGCCAUCGUGUUCGCCAUCCCCUUCGGCAUCCGCAUGCUGGUGCACAAGGAUCGGGGCCAGUGGGAGGAGUUCGGGCCCGCCUUCUACACCGCCCACUUGGAGCUUUAUUUGGGCAACGGCUGUCUGGGCGUCGGCGUGAUGAUGCUACUAGUGCUGACCAUCGAGCGCUACGUGUCCGUGUGCCACCCCGGAUUCGCCCGACCGGUGAUGGGACCUCCAGGCGUGGUGGUCUUCCUCACCUGCUUGGCCACGGUGAUCGUCUACCUGCCGAGCAUCUUCCGCGGCGAGCUGAUCAAGUGCAUCUUCGGCUCCAGCGACGUGUACGUGUACUUGCGGCGCGAUAACACGAUCUACCAGCAGACCAUCUUCUACCGCGUCUACAAGAUCAUGCUGGAGGUGAUCUUCAAGCUGGUGCCCACCCUGGUGAUCGGGGGCCUCAACAUGCGCAUCAUGAUGGUCUACCGGCGGACCUGCGAGCGCCGCAGGCAGAUGGUGCUGAGCCGCCCCCACGCCCACGGCUACAUGAAGGACGAUGACCCGCGCAAGUUCGCCGAGGAGCGGCGACUGUUCCUGCUGCUCGGCAGCACCUCGAUCUUGUUCCUCGUCUGCGUCUCGCCCAUGGCCAUUCUCCACAUGACGAUCGCCUCGGAGGUGUACCCCAGCUUCCCCUUCCAGGUGUUCCGGGCCAGCGCCAACCUGCUGGAGCUGAUCAACUACUCGCUGACCUUCUACAUCUACUGCCUGUUCAGCGAGGACUUCCGCAACACCCUGGUGCGGACCAUCAAGUGGCCCUGGCUCAAGGGCAAGUUCUGCCACCAGGCCGAGCACGAGCAUUUAAGUGUGCGCAAGAGGAACCCCGACUCCAGCCCGGCCCCAGACUCGGGUCCAGAUCGAGGUCGAGAUCCAGGUCCGUCUGGCAUCCUGAUGAGCCCUUUCGUCUGACGAAACUGUUUGAAUUGUCGCGUGAAUUGAGAUUGAUUGUUAAGUUAAUUAGUUGUAGUCGCACUACCUAUAGUUCUACUUUUAAUUCUAGUUAUAAUUCGAGGCCUAAGUUAUCUAGUUAUCUAGAGUUGUCUAGAGUAUCGACGCGAUUCGAGAGUCCCCGUCCUUGGUUGUCAGUCUGAAGGGGAAGUCCCGUCCCCGAACUCGAGCCCAAGGAACCCUGCCCCUGACCUUCUGAGCCCUUGCAGCACGCGUAGCUAUCUUAACUAAAUGUGUGUACCUAGUAUUAAAACAAAGCAAAGCAACCGAAACUGUCAGUGAUGUCUAUUUACCCAGCGCAACGAGGAGUCAGGAGUAGGUGCUUCGCAACCCACGGCCAAGCUAUGGAUUGCAUUGCAUCAACUAUCUAAGUGUAUAUCUUGCUAGAGAUGGAAUAGGAGCAGCGAAUUCCCGGCGGCACGGUCGUAACGAGUAGCGGUGUAGGUCGACUUUUCUAUUUUCGAGAGGAGUUUCAAGAGCGCAAGUAGGUUACUUUGGCAGCGACUUUGGUGAAUUCAACCCGGGACAAAUUCUGAAAGUAUAUCGGAGCGGUAUGUUGGUUAAUGGUACGUGUUGAGAUUCUCCUCGUUAAAUUCCGCGCAAUUUUAAGGAAUUUUUUAGGACGUAGGUUACGGUUUUACGAUAUUCUUUUCCAUUUGUAUUAGUUCUUCGGAAAAUGUUAAACCAUAUUUUAAAGCUGUUUCAAAAUAAUAGAAUACGUUAAAGAAAACUUACCAAAGACGAGGGUAUCCCAAAAAUAUAUACAAUAUUACCGAAUAUGUUAAUUAGUUUUAAAACAUAAAAGAUACUUUAUGUACGUUUAAAGCGGUAAAUUAUGAAUUUACAACAUUUUAAUUCAAAACGAUAGUCAUUUCUUCAAGGACCAAGGCCGUUACAGAAAAAGUUGCGUACUCGUCGGGACGCAAAGAAUAUCCAUGCAUUUGGAAGCCACUCAAAGGUGAAUAAUCGCAUUGAAUGAAAGUAGAUCCUUUUGUUUUCGUUUUCCAGAGCUCAGCUCAAAGCCAAGAGAGAAAUUAAUAUUUAGGAAAGUAGAUGAACGAAUUGAAAAAGCGAAAUGUCAGGCAACUUGAGGCAUUUAGGACACCAGAAACCCGGAAAUCAGAACAGGCAGCACGAAGGCAAAUUAGGAACAUCCAAAAAUAGAGUCAGAGCAGCGUGAACGAAGGCAGACGGAGUUUGAACAAGAAACCAUUCAAUACAGUGCAUAACUUACCAUUACAGAAUUCAAUAUCUGAUAUGAAAUUUUAAUUGGUGUCAAGUUAAAUAAAAAAUUUUAGGCUUGCCAA